This is a messenger RNA of Brassica napus (rape), 5045 nucleotides long. RefSeq lists its product as uncharacterized. The transcript is spliced from 5 exons. Gene Ontology annotation, biological process: DNA repair; telomere maintenance. NCBI's taxonomy places the organism in Eukaryota, Viridiplantae, Streptophyta, Magnoliopsida, Brassicales, Brassicaceae. The coding region runs from base 30 to 4373 and encodes 1447 amino acids. The record is from RefSeq and is a predicted model, not a curated record. Gene Ontology annotation, molecular function: DNA helicase activity.
CAUACACAUGUUCCCAUUGUGGUGCUAUUAUGUGGUAUGGAGAACGGAUUAACAGGCGCAGGAAUACACAUACUCCUUCUUUUACUUUAUGUUGUGGGCAAGGUCAAGUUGUGCUGCCCCUUCUAAAAGAACCACCAGAAGUACUGAAAAAGUUAAUGAUGGGAGAUGACAAGUUAAGCAAACAUUUUCAGAAAAAUCUCAGAACUUAUAAUAUGGUUUUCUCAUUUACUUCGCUUGGAGGAAAAGUUGAAAGAUCCGUGAAGAAAGGUGUUGGUCCAGAUAUGUUUCAGUUGCACGGAGAAAAUUACCAUCUACUUGGGAGUUUGAGACCACCAGAUGGUAAGACAGCCAAAUUUGGACAGCUAUACAUAGCUGACACUGAAAAUGAAGUGAAAAACAGAGCCAAUUGUUUGAGUAAAAAAGCUGAUACUUUGAAGGAAGAAAUCAUUGAGGUUUUGAUGAAGAUGUUGAAUGAAGUGAAUCCCUAUGUUAAGCAGUUUAGGUCUGCCAGAGAACGAUUUGAUACAAAUCCUGAAGAUGCAUUUCACAUGAGGAUUAUUAGUGAUAGGCUCACUGAUGGAAGAACCUAUAACGCACCUAUGGCAUCUGAAGUGGCUGCAUUAAUUCCUGGCGAUUUUAAUCUUGAUAUGGAUAAAAGAGAUAUAGUGCUUCAACAACAUUCAGGAAAGCUUAUGAGAAUUAAUGAAAUUCAUGCAUCCUAUCUAGCACUCCAGUAUCCUCUACUGUUCACAUAUGGAGAAGAUGGUUUCAGGCUUGGGAUUAAGAAAGGUGUUACUGAAGCUACCAAGAAACAGAAGAAAGCUACAAUUAGUAUGAGGCAGUUCUUUGCAUAUCGUCUUCACGAACGCAAGAAUGAGUCGGGACAUCUCCUUCAUGCUCGACGUCUAUUUCAACAGUUUUUGGUUGAUGCCUACACCACUAUAGAGUCUAAUCGUCUACGCUAUCUUAAGUUGAAUCAGUCGUCUUUGCGAUCUGACAGUUUUGACUCUAUUAAAGAGUCUGAAAAUGCUGGGAGGACUAAUAUGAAUGAACAAGGGACAGAAUUUGUGUUGCCAGCUUCUUUCACUGGUGGUCCUAGAUACAUGAAGAACAAUUAUUUGGAUGCUAUGACCAUUUGUAAGCAUUUCGGAUUUCCUGACCUUUUCAUCACCUUUACGUGCAAUCCUAAAUGGCCAGAGCUCACCAGAUUCCUUAAGACAAGAAACUUGAAGCCAGAAGACAGACCAGAAGUUAUUUGUCGGAUUUUCAAAAUGAAACUUGAAUCGUUGAUGGAUGAUUUAACUAAGAAGCACAUUCUUGGGAAGACAGUCUCAUCUAUGUACACAAUAGAGUUUCAGAAACGUGGUCUACCUCAUGCACACAUUCUUCUGUUCAUGCAUUCUGACUACAAGCUUCCCACCACAGAUGACAUAGACAAGAUUAUUUCUGCGGAAAUCCCUGAUAAAACAACAGAGCCUAAUCUUUAUGAAGUUGUUAAAGACAUGAUGAUGCAUGGACCAUGUGGAGCUGCGAAUAUGAAUUCUCCAUGCAUUGAGAAUGGAUUGUGUUCUAAGGGAUAUCCAAAACCAUAUGCUGAAAGGACUACCGUUAAUAAAGAUGGGUUUCCUGUAUAUAGAAGGCGUGAACAAGUGGAAAAUUAUGUCGAGAAGAGUGGUGUGAAAUGUGAUAAUCAAUGGGUUAUUCCUUACAAUAAGGAACUCUCUCUUCGUUACCGAGCUCACAUAAAUGUUGAAUGGUGCAACCAAGCCGGCUCAAUUAAAUACUUAUUUAAGUAUAUUAAUAAAGGUCAAGAUCGUGUCACUGUGGCUGUGGAACCUCCUGACCAUGUUGUUACAAACCAAUUGGGAAGUCUUGAUGGAAGUGUGGAGAAAAUAAAAGACGAAUUCAAAGAUUUUUUUGACUGCAGCAAAUAUAUAGCGUGUGUUAACAAUUUUUUUGUUUGUUGUAGAUAUGUUUCUGCCUGUGAAGGUGCCUGGAGAACUUUCGGUUUUCCAAUUCAUUAUCGAUCUACUGCAGUCGAGAAGCUUAGUUUUCAUCUUCCUGGAAAACAACAUGUUAUAUUCAAAGGUAAAGAUAAGAUGGAAGCUGUGGUUAGUCGUAAGCUCAUUGAGAAUACAAUGUUCUUAGCAUGGUUUGAGUUGUGUAAGAUCGAUUCACUUGCGAAAACCCUCACAUAUGCGGAAAUACCGAACUUCUUUACUUACGAUAAGAAGUUGAAGAAAUUCAAAAGAAGGAAAAGAGGAUUUAGUCUUGGCAGGAUUAAUUAUGCUCCACGUAAACAAGAAGAUUCAUAUUAUCUCCGCGUGUUGUUGAACAUUGUAAGAGGUCCUACCAGUUAUGAGGAUAUAAAGACAUUUGAAGGUGUUCUUUACGAGAGUUACAAAGAAGCAUGUUGUGCACGUGGCUUAUUAGACGAUGAUCACGAGUAUAUUGAUGAUUUGUUGAGGAGAAGUUAUGAUAGCUCUGCAAGUGAUUUACGACAGUGUUUUGCUAUGAUGCUUAAUAAUGAUAGUUUAGCAUCACCAGAGAAUGUUUGGGAACACACGUGGGAGUGUCUGUCGGAGGAUAUUGAAUAUAACCGGAGAAUAUAUUUCAAAAGACCAGGACUUGUGUUGAGUGAUGAGGAGAAGCAAAACUAUGCUUUACAAGAGAUUGAAAAGCUUUUGAGACACAACGGGGAUUCACUUGAGAGAUUUACUAAUAUGCCAAAGGUUCCAAAAUCAAGUAUUAACGAUUCAAAUGUUCUUAUACUGGAUGAGCGUAGCUAUUCGCGCGAAGUGUUGUUGGAAACCCUUGAGAGAGAUGUUCCAAAGAUGACAGAAGAACAAAGGAGAAUAUUUGAUGAGAUUCUUGAUGCUGUGACUAAAGGAACAGGAGGGACUUUUUUUGUUUAUGGAUUUGGUGGGACUGGUAAAACUUUCCUUUGGAAAUUACUAUCAGCAGCUAUUAGAUCUAAAGGCGAUAUUGUUCUUAAUGUUGCAUCGAGUGGAAUUGCUUCGUUGUUGUUACCUGGUGGUAGGACAGCUCAUUCUAGAUUUGGGAUACCUCUUAAUCCUGAUGAGUUUUCAUCAUGUGCGCUUGCUCAUGGAACAGAUCAAGCUAAUUUAGUAAAAGAAGCAUCGCUCAUUAUAUGGGAUGAAGCACCUAUGAUGAACAAGCAUUGUUUUGAAGCAUUGGAUAGAAGUCUGACUGAUAUUGUUGGGAAACACAGAAACAAACCUUUUGGUGGAAAAGUUGUUGUUUUUGGAGGUGAUUUUAGACAGGUUCUACCAGUAAUAAAUGGAGGUGGUAGGGCAGACAUUGUUUUGGCAACAUUGAAUUCUUCUUAUCUAUGGGAGCACUGUAAAGUUCUAAAACUCACAAAGAACAUGCGGUUGCUAUCUGGUUGUUUGACAACUGAAGAGGCAAAUGAUCUUAAGGACUUCUCAGAUUGGAUAUUAAAAGUGGGUGAAGGCAAACUCGCAGAGCCUAAUGAUGGCGAAGCUGAGAUCGAAAUCCCUCAAGAGUUUUUGAUUACCAACUCUGAAGAUCCUAUAGACGCUAUCAGCAAAGCCGUGUAUGGUGAUUAUUUAUCCUUACAAGAAAACAAAGAUCCAAGAUUCUUCCAAGAAAGAGCUAUUCUAUGUCCUACCAAUGAAGAUGUUAAUAUGGUCAAUGAUUACAUGUUGGAUAAGCUUGAUGGUAAUUUUAUAAAUAUUGCUAUCGAUUUAUUAGCUGACUUAUAUUCAUAUUUGUGUACUAAUCAAGUGUUUUGUAAUUUUGCAGGAGAAGAAAAGAUAUAUACCAGCGCAGAUAGUAUUGAUCCAAUUGACAAAAUUUCAUUCAAUGAUGAAGCUCUGGGUCCUGAUUUUCUCAACAAAAUAAAGGUUUCUGGUUUGCCAAACCAUAGUCUUAGGCUCAAGGUCGGAUGUCCUGUUAUGGUUUUAAGAAACAUAAAUCCUGCAGCUGGGUUAAUGAAUGGAACAAGACUACAGAUCACUCAACUUAUGGAUUUUAUGGUUAAAGCUAAGAUCAUUACUGGAGAGAAGGUCGGAAAUACAGUAUAUAUUCCUAGAUUGUUGAUCACUCCAUCAGACACAAGAUUGCCUUUUAAAAUGCGUAGAAGGCAAUUACCUUUGGCUGUGGCUUUCGCAAUAACUAUUAACAAAAGUCAAGGGCAAUCACUAUCUGAAGUUGGUUUAUUUCUACCAAGACCUGUGUUUUCACAUGGACAGCUAUACGUGGCUGUUUCAAGGGUCACAUCAAAGAAAGGACUGAAAAUUUUGAUUGUCGACAAAGAUGGUAAAGCUAAACAGAAAACUACUAAUGUUGUUUUCAAAGAGGUUUUUAAUAACCUUGAAGAGUCUGAGUGAUAAGGUAUUCUCGCAUUCUGAUUAUGUUUAAGUUUUUCUGCUGUUGUAGAUAUUUUAAAAAUUUAACCCCAACAACUGUUUUUGAGGCAUGCAGGUUCAGAUGAUGCAUUGAGAAUCGUUGGGAUGUAAGGGUAUCUCUUACUUGUGCGCAACCAGAAAGUGAUUUUUAUAUUUAUAUUGUUUAUGUUCCUUUCAUGAUUCAGACAAGCAUGAUUGUUUUCUCUAAGCAAAUUUGUUUAGUGUGUUUCUGAAGAUGGUUGUUUUAGUUUGACAAAUUAGAGUUUUUCUUUAACUGUUAUACUUAGUGUUUUUCUUUAAUUUAGAUAUUUAUGAACGUCUUUGUUAUUUAUAACACAUUCAUUCACAAGAACCCAGAUAUGCAUCGUUAUUCAAUCAAUCCUAAAGCCAUAUAAUACUAUCUAAGGCAAUGGUUCAAUCUUCUUUCUAAAUCUACAUUGCUUUCAUCUAAGUUAAGAUCAUAGUUACUAACCGUGAGUUGUUGUCUGGAUUCACUUGCUGAACGUGGGAGAGAAACUUCUUUCUUCAUAGCUUCUGAUCGUUCUUUCACCAACAUCUGUUCAUUAAAAAAAAAAACUCACGCUCAGCACACUAGAAAAGUACACAAAAUUAAUAACUGCCCCUCCUUACUUCUUUUCAACUUACUUGGGCUCU